Molecule: messenger RNA, 1645 nt
Organism: Paramecium sonneborni
Lineage: Eukaryota; Ciliophora; Oligohymenophorea; Peniculida; Parameciidae
Source: the annotation of a GenBank genome assembly
AUGAAGAAAAUGUCAAUUUAAGCAUUAGAUGAUGAAUAAUUAUUAAAAGAUUUAAAGCAAUUGAUUGAAAAGGAAAAAGAAAAAGUAUCACAAAGUUAAAUCAUAACAACUUUAAAAAAUAAAGAUUCUAUUUUUAAAAAGGAUAUUACAUCUUAAUUAGAAUCUUUGUAAUAAUAGGAUUAAUAAGAUAUUUAAUAAUCAUUUGAUAUUCUCAAGGAUAUUUAAAGUAUUAAAUUUAUCAAAUUGUUUAUAGUGGAAAAAAAUUUAAUUAGUCAAUUAACUGGGGUGAUCUAAGAAAUCUAAAAAUGCGCAUAAAAGGAUGAAAAUUAUAAAAACCAAAUUAAUUUUACCAAAGAAAUUUAAGAAUUAAUCGAUUAAGCUAAAAAAUAUCAAUGUCAACUGCAUCUAUUUGAUUAGGCUAUUACUGUUUAUUAAUAGCAUAUUUAAAAGAUUGAAUACAUUUAAGAAAAUAUAUAAAUUAAAUCCAAAGAUUAAGCAGUUAAAUCAGAAUAAUUGAAGUCUUAAUACUCUAAAUUAUCAAAUAUUUUGAAUGAAUACAAGAAGAUAUUUGAUAAUAAUAGUACAGAGUUUAAGAAGUUUUGUAACAUUUAAUAAAUGGAAUUGGAAAUAAUUAAAUUAACAGAAACCAAUAAAAAUAUAGAAAUUGAAAGUAAUUCUAUAUAUUUUAAAUAGAAAAUAAUGUAAUUAAUUCAAUGGAAGAUUCAUUUAAGUAGAAACUCAGUGAUUUAAAUUCAAAGCUAGAAUAAAAGGAAAAAGAAUUAUAAAAUAUGAAAGAAUAAUAUUAAUUAGCAAUUUAAGAUAAUAUAAAUCUAAAAAAGUAAUAUGAGUAAGAUUAGAUCACAAUGAUAAAGAAAUUUGAAGAUGACUGUAAUAGAUUAUUAUUUUAUUCUAUAGAAAAAAAAGUAAAAUAGGACUUUAAUGAAAAUUUAACAUAAUUAUAAUAAGCAUUAAUCAAACUUGAUUAAAUUGAAAAAGUUAAAAUAGAAUAAGAAAAAUAAAACAAACUAGAAUUAGAAAAAGUAUAUUUUUAAUAAAUUUAUUAUAUUAUUUUUAGAUUCAAUAAUAUAACAAAUCAUUAUCAUUUUCAAAUACUUAUAAGCAUAAUAAUUGUUCAGUAAGUGAAGCAGGAAAAAUUUUAGAAUGUAGUGGUGGCAAUUGGAUUUAUUGUCUUUGUGAAUAAGCAAUUCCAAAGACUGGCAAAAUAUAGUUUGCAUUUUAAAUUAUAAGUGGAUCAUCUUUUAUGAUCGGAAUAGGAUUUAGAGAGAUUAUGUAGAAAAACAAUUAUUUGAAUUGUUAUUAAGUUGGGUAUGGGUAUAUAAUUAAAUUAUAAUAGAACAUAUUUAAUACAAUAUAAUGGUUAAACUUAUUCUCAUCAUAACAAAGAUAUACAUGGUAAAUAACUAUCAUUCUAAUUUACAACAAAUGAUAUAAUAAUAAUUGAAGUAUGUAUUGAACAUAAAUACAUUAAAUGGAUUAGAUAGAAUAAUGGAUAAGCAACAUUUGUUGUAAAUAUUAAAUCGAUUAUUAGUAGUUGGAUAUAGAUACAUCAUAACAAUUAUAUCCAUGUGUGGGUAGUUUAAGUAAUUGUAAAAUUAAAAUAUUGGAUAAUGUACCAUUUUUAUGA